Molecule: messenger RNA, 392 nt
Organism: Oppiella nova
Lineage: Eukaryota; Metazoa; Arthropoda; Arachnida; Sarcoptiformes; Oppiidae
Source: the annotation of a GenBank genome assembly
CGGACAGGCAUCAGGUGAUGGAGUUUAUGCACACACAGGAGGCACCGGAUGUUAUACCCAGGGUUGCCGUCACGCCAACCAAUAGUCACGUAACUGAUAGCUACACGAGUCGCUGGAAUACCACAGCCAUGACCACCGAUCCCAAUGAUACUACCGGUGCGGUCAGCACUGACAUCAACGAAUCGCCAAACGACGGCCUAAACAUCGGGUACGGUAUGGGACUGCGGCGGCCCUCCCUAUUCGCCAUACCUAACCAAAAGCACCGGCAGUCGACCGCCAGCGCAAACUUAGGGGACUUUCAACGCAAACCUUUGGACACGGCUUUCUGGUCCAUACCGGACAACCCGCUCACCACCAGCGCCUACAUCGCCAACGGGUUGGCCGAAAUGGCG